UGCGCAACCCGGCCCCGGAAGCGGCGCCCCUGGAUAAGAGCCGGGGCGACCCCGCGCGCGGCCUUUUCCGCUGCCGGAGCCAAGGGAGCCGCCAUCAUGACGGACUGGGAGAGUGCCCCCGCCGUGGCCGAGACCCCCGAUAUCAAGCUGUUCGGCAAGUGGAGCACGGACGACGUGCAGAUCAGCGACAUCUCCCUGCAGGACUACAUUGCAGUGAAAGAGAAGUAUGCCAAGUACCUGCCCCACAGCGCUGGGCGGUACGCGGCCAAGCGUUUCCGCAAGGCCCAGUGCCCCAUCGUGGAGCGGCUCACCAACUCCAUGAUGAUGCACGGGCGCAACAAUGGCAAGAAGCUGAUGACUGUGCGCAUCGUCAAGCACGCCUUCGAGAUCAUCCACCUGCUCACUGGCGAGAACCCUCUGCAGGUCUUGGUGAACGCCAUCAUCAAUAGUGGCCCCAGGGAGGAUUCGACCCGUAUUGGCCGUGCUGGUACUGUCAGGAGACAAGCUGUGGAUGUGUCCCCCCUGCGCCGGGUCAACCAGGCUAUCUGGCUGCUGUGCACUGGGGCUCGUGAAGCCGCCUUCCGCAACAUCAAGACCAUUGCUGAGUGCCUGGCUGAUGAGCUCAUCAAUGCUGCCAAGGGCUCCUCUAACUCGUAUGCCAUCAAGAAGAAGGAUGAAUUGGAACGUGUGGCCAAGUCCAACCGUUAGAGAUGCUGCAGUCACUUCAAUAAAGUUGGUUCUAUUUACAA
Messenger RNA from Gavialis gangeticus (Gharial), 749 nucleotides. RefSeq names its product ribosomal protein S5 (gene RPS5). The transcript is spliced from 6 exons. The record is from RefSeq and is a predicted model, not a curated record. Gene Ontology annotation, molecular function: structural constituent of ribosome; mRNA binding; rRNA binding. NCBI's taxonomy places the organism in Eukaryota, Metazoa, Chordata, Crocodylia, Gavialidae. Gene Ontology annotation, cellular component: ribosome; cytosolic small ribosomal subunit. Gene Ontology annotation, biological process: ribosomal small subunit assembly; translation. The coding region runs from base 97 to 708 and encodes 203 amino acids.